AUGGCUUCCUCAAUCCCCAUUCCCGAUGAACGUGUCAACUUCGUUCCCAUCCAGGCCGGCGAGACGUUCAAACUCGGGCCCAUGACCUGCCGAAUCUUGGAAGACGGGUCCAGAACUGACCACCGCCUGGGAGUCGCAGAGCUCAUCAUGCCCCCUCGCACCCCCGGCCCACCGCCGCACUGGCACGAAAUGCACGACGAGACCUUUUACAUCACGCAAGGGCUCGUGCGCUUCCACGUCCCGGAUCCCAGUCGCCCAGGACACGACAAGGAGGUCAUUGAUGCGCGCCCGGGCGACUACAUGGUCGUUCCCAUCCGUGCGCCGCACACGUUCAGCAACCCGUCCGACGAGGAGGCGAGGAUCUUCUUCACGAGCACGCCUUCCUUUUACAUCAACUACUUCAAGUUGUUGUCGCAGUUGAGCAGGCCCGAUGAGCCUUUGCCGGCCGAGGUGACGAUGCAGGCCAUGUCGAUGUAUGCCACGAUACAGGUUGACAAGGUGCCGAGGCGGAAUGCAUGA
This is a messenger RNA of Neohortaea acidophila, 519 nucleotides long. Its product is annotated as RmlC-like cupin domain-containing protein. The record is from RefSeq and is a predicted model, not a curated record. The coding region runs from base 1 to 519 and encodes 172 amino acids. NCBI's taxonomy places the organism in Eukaryota, Fungi, Ascomycota, Dothideomycetes, Mycosphaerellales, Teratosphaeriaceae. The transcript has 2 exons.